Tribolium castaneum (red flour beetle) is the source of this 697-nucleotide messenger RNA. RefSeq names its product boca (gene boca). The record is from RefSeq and is a predicted model, not a curated record. NCBI's taxonomy places the organism in Eukaryota, Metazoa, Arthropoda, Insecta, Coleoptera, Tenebrionidae. Gene Ontology annotation, biological process: protein folding. Bases 87 to 632 code for a protein of 181 amino acids. The transcript is spliced from 3 exons.
GCUAUUAUCGUGUUGUCGAACUCGGAAAAGCCUCCGAUUUUGUUGUAGGUUAUGAUUGAUCCAAGUUUUUAUAUCAUCAAGUAAAAAUGAGAAUAAUAAUCGUUUUCUUUUCGCUGGUUUUGGUAAAUGUUUCAAUCGCGAAAAAAUUCAAAGAGAAUGAGAAACCAGAGUGGGCUAAGAAGGAUAUUAGGGACUAUACCGAAGCCGACAUGGAACGUUUAUUGGAACAGUGGGAAGAAGAUGACGAGCCAUUGGAAGAAGAUGAAUUGCCUGAACAUUUACGUCCAUUGCCGAAAUUAGACAUGUCCCAGCUGGACCCCAAUAACCCUCAAAGCCUGCUUGAAGCGUCAAAAAAAGGGAGAACUUUAAUGACUUUUGUUAGCGUUUCUGGGAAUCCCACACGGGAAGAAACUGAAGAACUUACAAAAUUGUGGCAAACUAGUCUUUGGAACAAUCACAUUCAAGCAGAAAGGUAUUUAGUAGACGACGACAGGGCGAUUUUUUUGUUUAAAGAUGGGUCACAAGCUUGGACUGCGAAGGAGUACCUUGUGAAACAAGAACGGUGCAAGGGGGUUACUAUCGAAGGGAAAGAGUAUCCAGGGGAAUUCGCAAAUGUUAAAGAAGAAUUAUAACGUAAAAUAAACCUUUAUUAAUAUAUUUUUGUUACAUUUUUUUAAAUAAAUAUUUGAGGAAAGAA